UGCUCGGCUGGGCGGGGCUCCGCGUCUUCUCCGUCGCUCUCAAAACUGUCGUGGUAGAUGGGAGAGAGCAGGGAAAACGUGUCCUCGUCAUCGGACACCACUCCGUCGUCCAGCAGCAGAGCCCCGGGUGCGGGGACGUCUUUCCCCCGGCCGGUCUUCAGCGGGGUCGAGCUGAAUCCCUUGGCUGCAGAGGCAGGACAGUUCGGCAUCCUCCCUCCAGACAUUACUAGUCGAUCAGGUCCGCUGCGAAACACAGAGUCGAGGCACAACGUACGUUUGACGAAAGGUUACAAGUAACGUUUGCCAUUUGGACUAAAGUGAAGCUCGGCUACGAUAACUACCUGGCUGCGACGGUCAACCUGUGCUUUAUAGGAGCCAGCACCCUGACCCCCGUCCUGGUUGGGUGGUUUGCAGAAACCUUCUUAGGAAGGACCAAAGUGCUCUACUUGUGUGCUGUGCUUCAUUUCUUCGGCACAGCCAUGCUGCCCGUGGUGGCGUUUCCCUUCGAAGAUUUCUACAUCGACACUCAUCACAUGACGCACCAGCUGGAACACCGGGAGCAGCAGAUCCUGUUCUACACCGGCCUCCUGGCUGCCGCGCUGGGGAUCGGCGGCAUCCGGGCCAUCCUCUGCCCCAUGGGUGCCUACAACCUGCAGGGCUACAACCAGCACCAGCUCCUGUCCUUCUUCAACUGGUUCUACUGGCUGGUGAACCUGAAUUCCACUGUAGUGUUUCUGGGUAUUGCUUACAUCCAGCAGUCUGUAGCCAAAAAUCUGGGCUUUCUUAUCCCCUUCACCUCUGCGCUGCUGGCUCUCAUCGGCAUACACAUGAUGCGGAGCAAACUCACUUACAAACCCAAGAAAGGUGGAUCCUUACUGACCACGCUGGGAGUCUUCCUGAACUCUAUCAGGAUGUGCUGCCUCCACUAUCGGCACCUGAGUGGAGAUGUGGCGUCUUGGUUGGACCGCGCCAAGGAGAACAACGGCGGCCGUUAUAGCGAGACGCACGUGGAGAACGUCAAAGUCCUGGCGAAGCUCUUCCCUCUUUACGGCCUCCAGCUGCUGUACAGAGCCUGCGUCACACAGAUUCCGUCAGGCUACUACAUUCAGACGAUGAACUCCAACCUUCACCUGUACGACCUCCUGUUGCCCAUCGGGGCUAUGAAUGUGAUCAGCAUACUGCCUCUGCUGCUCUUGGCCCCGCUGAUCGAGUGCGUCUCUACCUGCUACCUCUCCAUGGAAAGGGCUCCUCUGGCCCCGGCAAAAGUCAUCACUCUGGGCCACGCGUGUGCCACUCUGUCGGUCCUGGUGGCAGGUUUGUCCGAGCUGCACAGGAAGGCUCACCCUCUGGUGGAGCAGACGCUGUCGGGGAAGGUUCUGCAGGUGUCGUCCAUGCCGUGUUUCCACCUGGCGGCCCAGUACAUCCUUCUCGGUCUGGCCGAGGCUCUCGUCACCCCUGCAUGUUCCCUCAUAUCGUUCCAGCUGACCCCGAGUCACCUCAGAGGCAUCUCUCUGCACUUCCUCACUCUGUCCUAUGGAGGGGCCUGUUUUCUAGGAGCCAUUAUCAUCCAGUUGGCAUACUUUAUCACUGGAGGUAACUUCUACCCAAACAUACUGCACGAUGGGAAUCUGGAGAGAUUCUUCUUCCUCCUGGCCUCACUGAUGGCUAUAAAUACCCUUGUGUUUUGGAAUGUAUCACACAGGUACAUUGACCUGAGUGUGCAGGGCAAAGCACUGACCAUCAGCCCUCUGGCCGAGAAGCUGCUGCAUUACAAGGCCUGCCUGCGCUUCUACGACACUGUGGAUCGCUCCUACACAAACGCCUCCAUUGAAUCUAUUUUAUGACGUCUUCGUCUUCACCAUGACCCAAACUCUUAGCGGCGCUGGCGCUGCAUGUUUCUGUGUCAAAAUCUGUCAUUUGGAUAUCGUGGGCUGAACUGUUCAUAUUGAAUAUGGUGGAAUGCACAUAUUUUUGUUGCUUUUCAAUGAUCUUAUAGCAGCAAUGACAGAAUUUCGGCACGUAAUCCCACAUGUCCUCAUUGUUUUAGGCUGUUCUUUCACUUUUGUUGUGUAUAACAAUGAGGUAUGUCGACUACAAUUUGCGAAUGAAAUUCACAGCACAAAAGUGUAAAUGACAGCACAUUACAUCAGGUAAACAGUUUUUC
Messenger RNA from Scophthalmus maximus (turbot), 2164 nucleotides. RefSeq names its product solute carrier family 15 member 5 (gene slc15a5). Gene Ontology annotation, biological process: transmembrane transport. The transcript has 10 exons. Gene Ontology annotation, molecular function: transmembrane transporter activity. Bases 480 to 1844 code for a protein of 454 amino acids. The record is from RefSeq and is a predicted model, not a curated record. Gene Ontology annotation, cellular component: membrane. Lineage: Eukaryota; Metazoa; Chordata; Actinopteri; Pleuronectiformes; Scophthalmidae.